AUGCGUAUAAUUGUUUUGGCGGUGUUUUGCCAGCAAAGAUAACUGGUGACGUUUUUUUUUAAUAGUGUUGUUUGCCAUAGUAGUUUUACAAUGGGCAGGCCUCCUCCCUGUAGGCCUGGCCAUGGAAAUUCGAAGGACAAGAUUAACAAAGCAAUAGUGAAAGGAGUGAUGUCCAAUGGUGGCAAAGUAGAGAAGAAAACCAAAUGCAAAAAGAUCAAUGAUGCUCAAUCUCGUGGACAAAGCCAGUCUUGUCACCAGUGUAGACAGUCCAUUCAUAGCAACAAAGGUUUAUCUGAGGUAAAGCAGGGCAAGGCAAGACUCAAAUGCAGCUCAUGCACCAGGUUCUGGUGUGAGCAGUGCUUGUUGAAUCGCUAUGGUGUUGUAAAGGAUGAGGCCAACCCCACCACCUGGUCCUGUCCUGUUUGUCAGAAAAUGUGUAAUUGUUCAGUGUGUCGGAGAAAGGAGGGAAAACUGGCGACAGGGAUCCUCACCCCCUUGGUUAAGAACUCAGGGUUUGAGAGUGUAUCCGACUUCCUAGACAAAGGCACCACUGACAUUGCCAAGGUCCUGCAAUGGAGCUCCCCUGCUGAAACAGAUGCAGAGGGGAAAAAGCAACCAAAACAUUCACCCUCUCAAUCUGCAUUACCAAAAAGCAGGCCAAAGACGUCUACUCACCGAAAGAGUUGCAGAAAUAAAAAUCAUCAGGAUGUCUCUGCUGCAACCAAUGAAAACGAUGAACAUUUUCCAGAUAACCCUACGAAUUUCACUCCACAUCAAUCCUUACGCUCAGCUUCGACCUCGAAGGACCAACCACACAGACGCUCAACCAGGAAACGAAAGCAGUCUCAUUCUUAUUCUACUGAAGAUUUCCGUAGGGAUUCAGUCUCUCCUGAGCACUCCCCUUCUGUAGAAUCUGUAGCCUGUUUCAGAUCACCCGUAUGCAACUUUAAGUCGCCAAAUGAAUUGUCACCAAAUCUUGAACGUGUAUCUAAGAGUGACGAGAUUAUAGAAAUAAAAAUAACUGAGAAGCUCAACAAAGAACAAAUUGAAACCAUAAACCAGAAGAUGGCGGAAUAUCAGCAAAAGAUAAAGCAGGAAAAUGAAAGAAGUAGGGAAGAGAAAUGUUUGCAAAAGAAACUGCUUAUAGAAGAGAGAGCUAAAGAGAGAGAAGUGAGAGCUGAAGAAAGAAAGAGGAUGAUAGCAGAGAAAGCUCGUGCUAGCGAGAAGCUCAAACUGAAUAAGAUAAGAGCCAAAGAAAAGUUCAAACUUGCCCAGGGUGUAAAAAGACAAGCCUUGAAGAAGAUUCAGAGGUUACAAAAAGUGAAAGAGAGGUCAAGGAAACAAGAGUUGUUGGCUAACUUGAAAGAGAAAACUAAAGCGGAGAAAUGGAAGAAAUUGGAGCUAGCCACAACACCAUUUAGCUUGGAGAGAUCAGAGACCCAGGUCACAAUAGUGGAUGACAAUGUUGAAGAGUGUCUUGCCACUGGAGUCCCCUCCCUACCGUCCCUCCCCCCACUCACCCUUCCACGAAUCCCCAUGCAUCUUACCCCCAACAUUCUAUUUGUCGGGGAGUUUCUCCACACCUUUUCACGACCAUUGGGUCUUAAGAGACAGCUGACUGUGACUCAGCUGGCCACUGCACUGGCUAGUGGAAGGGGGAUGUCCGAUGUGUACCUUGCAUUGCUCAGGGUCCUGCUUGAUGAAAAAACUGAUUUGAGGAAGGAGUUAAGGACCUCAAAAAAACAGAGGGAUUUGGAAAAAGUGGCCAAGCUCUACCUCGCUAGAAAUAACAUAAAUGGUUUUGUGUCUAGUUCCAAAACUGAAACUCGUGUCAUUGAUGAGUCGGUGCAGCUGUUGGACCAUCUCUGCCACGAGGCACUCUGCUCGGCCAUCAUUACAGAGUUUCUUGAUUCCACAAAAGAGCGUCGUGAGCAGUUGAGGAGAGAACAAAGAACGAAGGAGAAGGAGGCCACUAAGAGAUUUGGGGAAAGAUUGAAGGCACUUUGUGAUGAGGGAGGGUCAAUUGAGGAGAUCAAACAGCGGAGAGAGCACUUUACAGAGGACCUGAUAUUACUGCGACAAACAUUCAAGGAGGAGCUUGCUGGCUGUCUUUGUGUGGAACGGAGCAACUCUCUGGGUAUGGAUCGCCACAACAGACUCUACUGGAAGUUGCAAUCUUUUCCUUGUUUGCUUGUGGAGGCCCACCCUGUGAUGUGUGGUGAUGAGGACACCGUUUGGUACAAAGUGGACAAGCGAUCACUGCUUGAUCAGCUCAUGGCAAGUCUUCAUCCAGCUGGUAGCCGUGAAAAGCCCUUGCACAAAUCCCUCAGUUUUCUCAGGGACACAAUCAUAAAUGACUAAUGUAACAUACAUAAUAUAUAAUUAUGCUCGUGUUGACUCUGUAUACAUAACAAUUGCAUGUGUUACAUUGAUGAACCAUGCAAUUUCUCGCUCAG
This is a messenger RNA of Halichondria panicea, 2456 nucleotides long. RefSeq lists its product as uncharacterized. Gene Ontology annotation, biological process: regulation of DNA-templated transcription. Gene Ontology annotation, cellular component: nucleus. NCBI's taxonomy places the organism in Eukaryota, Metazoa, Porifera, Demospongiae, Suberitida, Halichondriidae. The transcript has 12 exons. Bases 91 to 2361 code for a protein of 756 amino acids. The record is from RefSeq and is a predicted model, not a curated record.